Messenger RNA from Brassica rapa (field mustard), 2181 nucleotides. RefSeq names its product protein C2-DOMAIN ABA-RELATED 9. Lineage: Eukaryota; Viridiplantae; Streptophyta; Magnoliopsida; Brassicales; Brassicaceae. The record is from RefSeq and is a predicted model, not a curated record.
UAGUCUGAAUUAAAAUAUAGUAUGAAUUUCUAUGUAUAGGUCCAUUAGGUCUAUUUUUUAAAAAAUCACACAUGAAUCAAGGUUGUGACUUCUGUUUUAAUAUAUAAGAUAUAUACACCAGUCGAAGAAACGGCCAACUUUUAGAUUUAUUUUAAGUCAAAGACAAGGAGUGGGCAUAUAGUAUAUUCCUUUAUAUGACUAAACAGCAGGUCAUUUAGAGAUUGAAGAGCUAAUUCGAAAUUAAUAUCAACCAUAGAAAAUAAUAGUAUAUAAUGUGACAGCUUAUGAUAUUAAUUUCAGACGUACGAUUAGGAAGAAUACAACAAAACGAAAUAAAAUUGGAAACGGCUUCUCUUUAAUUAUUGUCCAGCCACUCUGUCUGUUCAAUUAGUCACUAGCCAGAUUCCCCCAAGUUCAUCAUGUCCACUGAUUUCAAUCAUACGCCAACCCCAACUCUUCUAGAUUCAAAGUUACGUAAGUCCAUUCGUUUCAACAUGCCACACGUUAUUUUUUUUUAUAUUAGACUAAAUCGUACCAUUCCUCUACAUAAUAAUAUACAAUCUCUUAUAUACAAAAAUGUCAGUCGCAUCUUAAAAUUCGCUUAUAGCUAUUUUAUCAGUUCACACAAAAAUAAUAAUAACAAUCAUUCCGGUCGUUCUCAAUUAUUUAUAAUUUGUUUUUAAUAUAUAGUACGAUAAAAACACAUGAAACACACCAAUCUGAAAGUUUAUAACCUAGUGACUUGUACUAAUUUAGCCACAUACAAUAACUCAUAUGUACAUUUGAAAUAUAUAAAGAAAUUGUUGACUAGACCUCAGCAUUCGAAUAUUCCUAUUAGGUUAAACAUCGGUUAUUUCUGGUAUUGAAUAAUUCUAAUAGAAUUGAUUAUGAAUUUAUCAUUAAGAACCAUAAAACUCAUUUGGUUGAUUCGAGUAGUUCUUAAUUCGUUAUUUCUUCUUUUAGUUUGGUUCUUAGCUUUUACUUUUAGUCAAAAUAUCGCAAGCAAUAGUUACUGGUUAAAAAUGUAAAUCAAUAGAACAUAUAGGGACUAAAACAUAAAACAAAAACAAAUGAAGAAGGAAGGAUACGUCAUGUGUGAGAAAUGCGAAGGAAGGAAGAAUCCUAAAGAAAGCAAAGGAGCAGCGAUGAAAUCGGUCAUCCGAAAACAACGGAUGGAUCUGUCGAUAUUGUUUUUGGAAGUCCUCAUCGAAUCAACGUCGAUUUUUCUUGUAAAACUCUCUUAUCUUUCUAGCAACAACGUCCAGUUUUAUAAAUUAUAUCAAAUCCAGGUUAGGGUUUGUGUCCUUCUUCAAUAUCUCAUGUGGGUCUCGCUUGAUUUGAAAAAAAAAAAAGAUUUAAACCUUUUUGUUUGUUUCUGGGUGGAAUAUGCAGCAAUGGAGGAUAAACAGCUAGGGGUUAUGAGAGUUCAUGUGAAAAGAGGGAUUAAUCUCGCGAUUCGUGAUUCCACGACCAGUGAUCCUUAUGUUGUUGUCACAUUGGCUAAUCAGAAAGUGAAGACGCGUGUGAUCAAUAGUAACUGUAAUCCAGUGUGGGACGAACAACUGGCCCUUACCAUCAAAGAUGUGACUGAUCCAAUUCGUAUGACGGUGUAUGAUAAAGACAGAUUUUCUGGAGAUGACAAGAUGGGUGAUGCGGAAAUAGACAUGAGGCCGUUCCUAGAAGCGCACCAGAUGGAGUUGGACUUCCAAAAGCUCCCCAAUGGUUGUGCAAUCAAGAGGAUCCGUCCAGGGAGGACCAACUGUUUGGCUGAAGAGAGCAGCAUCACUUGGAGCAAUGGGAAGAUCAUACAAGACAUGAUUCUUAGAUUAAGGAAUGUGGAGUGUGGUGAAUUGGAGAUAAUGCUUGAGUUGGCUGAUGGUCCAGGCUGCAAGGGUCUUGGACGAGAAGGAUCGAAGAAGACAUCAUGGAUGCAAACAAAACAAUUGGACUAAGAUGCAGAAAUGAUGAACAGAGACAUUGAAGAUGUGGUUGUUGGUUUUUUUCCUUCUGUUCAUGCAAAGACUAGUUCGUCUUUGUCUCAUCAGAUUUUUUUUUUGGUUUUGUAAGAAGUCUCUGCUUCGGUCUUUAGUUGUACAUGUUGAAUAUAACCAUAAACCCUUACUAUAUAUUUGUAUAUGUUUUUACUAUUGAAGAAAUAAAGCAAACCCUGAAUUUCUAGAA